AUGAGAUUUGGAAUCGGACUGCUAUUUUUGGCCGUGGGGGUCCAAAACUCGAUCCAGCAAGGUUUCAACGAUCCAAGCGGCUCGUCCAACAGCAACACAAGCUACUCGAGUGGGCUGUCGACAUCGAGUGGAUAUAUAUCGUCGCUGUCGAGCUCCAGCGUGCCUCCGUCGAGUUCGUUCUUCCCGUCGAGCUCGGCCGAGUCCUCUACGUUCUCGUUUUCUUCAUCAAGUUUUAGUUCUGUUUCAUCAUCAGCAACGCUCCCGAGCUCAAGUGCCAGCUCCUCGGACUCCUCGUCACCUUCCACCACUAGCGCGGCUGAAACAUCUUUCACAUCAAUAUCUUCCGAAGUCAGCAGCAGCAGCAGCAGAAGUCAGAGUAGCAGCAGCAGCAGAAGCCAGAGUAGUAGCAGCAGCAGCAGCCAGAGUAGCAGCAGCAGCAGCGACAGCCAUUCGUCAAGCUCCAGCAGUGCGAGACCAAGCUCGAGCUCCUCUGGUCCGCAGUCGACGUCCUCCACUUCCUCUUCUUCAUCUUCCGCCAGCUCAUCUACUGCCGAUUCGUCGGUUUCCUCCACAACAGACAACACACAUUCUUCGACCACCCCGCCUGCCUCAACUACUAGCAAACAGACCUUGACAACGAUGAUCAAUGGUAGAACGGUGGUUUCUACGGUAUACUAUACGGCUACCAGCACCGCGGGUUCCAAAGGAUCGGAAAAUGGUGGCUCUGGUCUUUCUAAGAAGAAUCGAAACAUAGUCAUUGGUUGUGUUGUUGGAAUUGGCGUACCCAUCCUUCUCGGGAUCCUUGCCUUCUUUUAUUUCUUCUGCAUCAGAUCCAAGAAGACAAACUUCAUCAAUUCUGAGGGUCACGUUGUCACUGCUUACAAGCAGAACAAGCUGACGAGAUGGUGGUAUGCUUUGAUGGGUAAAAGUGGUAGAAGUGAGUACGAAGGCGACUCUCCGAUCGGAGGCACUUCCGAGCUUGACGAUGAUAACAACGGACCAGGCGACCGUUCCAAUGGGGUUAGUAGGAAUCCUACCGACGGUCGUGGCUCGCAUUCCAAUGAGCUUAUGUUGGAUGAAGAAAAGUAUUACGACGAACAUGGUAAUGAACUGAACGCCAGAAAUUAUUAA
Messenger RNA from Lachancea dasiensis, 1131 nucleotides. Lineage: Eukaryota; Fungi; Ascomycota; Saccharomycetes; Saccharomycetales; Saccharomycetaceae. The record is from the annotation of a GenBank genome assembly.